Messenger RNA from Orcinus orca (killer whale), 621 nucleotides. RefSeq names its product translation initiation factor IF-2-like. The transcript has a single exon. The record is from RefSeq and is a predicted model, not a curated record. The coding region runs from base 1 to 621 and encodes 206 amino acids. Lineage: Eukaryota; Metazoa; Chordata; Mammalia; Artiodactyla; Delphinidae.
AUGUCAACCCCGCGUCCUGCAACACCCCCCCACCCGCCGCGCUCGGCGACACUGCCUUGCGCCCGGUCCCCGCGUCCUCCUCCCGGGUCCCCUGCCUCCCAGGCGCGGAGCCGCGGGGCCAGGGACACGGCCGGUGCGCAGCCGUCCGUCCGGGAACACGGGACUCGCGUGGCCGGAGCCCCCACUGUGACGUCACCCCGAAAGGCCCGCGCGCCCCGGGCCUGCCCGCGUCGGAGCUCCCCGGCCUCCGGGGCCGCUUCCUGCCGGGUCGCGCGGCCUGCGCACAGGCCCGGGCGCCGCCGCCCGCGAGGGGGCACCGCCGCGGGCUCCGCUGAGAGCCCCGCGCGCCACCCCUCCCCACCACGGCCCUCGCCGUCCCUCGAGGCCCUGGCUCCCACGCCGUGGCCCCACCAGGCCCCGAGUCCCCCCGGAGAAGUCGGCUCCCCACCCCCCACCCGGACGCACUCACAAAGCUCGCCUCCGGCCCCGGCGCCGCGCGAACGCCCCGGUCCCCACCCGCACUCGGCUGACCCCCGGCGCCACCGCGCGCACAACCCCCGCACCCGCGACCCUCGUUCCUCGCGCCCGCACCCCGCAGCUCCCCGGACGGCCAUCCGGUGA